Messenger RNA from Pneumocystis jirovecii RU7, 3093 nucleotides. Its product is annotated as GTPase RIA1. Lineage: Eukaryota; Fungi; Ascomycota; Pneumocystomycetes; Pneumocystales; Pneumocystaceae. Gene Ontology annotation, molecular function: ribosome binding; GTPase activity; GTP binding. Gene Ontology annotation, biological process: cytosolic ribosome assembly. Gene Ontology annotation, cellular component: ribonucleoprotein complex; cytosol. The record is from RefSeq and is a predicted model, not a curated record. Bases 1 to 3093 code for a protein of 1030 amino acids. The transcript has 11 exons.
AUGCCACCAAUUGAACCAAAAAUUCUAAAAAGUCUGCAAAAAGAACCGUAUUAUAUUAGAAAUAUAUGUUUAUUAGCACAUGUUGACCAUGGGAAGGGAACAGACAGACUUAUUGCUUCUAAUCUUAUCAUUUCAAAUAAAAUAGCAGGUUCUAUAAGAUAUUUAGAUAGCAGAGAAGACGAAAUAACCAGAGGAAUCACGAUGAAAUCUAGUGCAAUCUCAUUAUAUGCAAAAAUAAUAGGAAAAAAUGAAACCAAUUCAGAAUACCUAAUUAACCUUAUCGACUCACCAGGACACGUAGACUUCAAUUUUGAAAUCUCAGCAGCAUCGAGAUUAUGCGAUGGGGCUUUAAUUAUUAUUGAUGUAAUCGAAGGUUGUUGUAGUCAAACAAUAUCGAUGCUUCAUCAUGCAUGGAUAGAAAAAUUAAAACCAAUACUAAUAUUUAACAAAGUAGACAGGUUUAUACUAGAACUACAUCUUUCACCGGAAGAAGCAUAUAUACAUUUAUUACAAUUAUUAGACCAAGUAAACAAUAUUAUGAAUUCUUUUUUUACAGAAGAAAAAUUAAGGAAUCUUGAAAAAAACGAACUUUUAGAAAAACAAGAAACUAAUGUCAUCAAUAAUACACAUUCACUAUCGUAUGAAACAAUAAGCGAACUAUAUUUUUCACCUGAAAAAGGGAAUGUCAUAAUCUCUAGCGCUUUAGACGGCUGGGGCUUCCGAAUCAAUCAAUUCGCAGAAAUAUACGAAAAUAAAUUAGGGAUUAAACAAUCUAUAUUAAAUAAAACUUUAUGGGGACCUUUUUAUUUAGAUCCAAAAACAAAACAUAUUUUACAGCCUAAAGAUUUAAAAGGAAGAAAUAUUAAACCGAUGUUUGUUAAACUUAUUUUAGAAAAUAUCUGGGCAAUAUAUGAUUCGAUUAUCCUAAACAGGGACCAAAAUAAAAUUGAAAAAAUAAUUAAAAAUCUUGAACUUAAAAUUCCACGCCGUGAAAUCCUUUCAAAAGAUCCUAAAUGUCUUCUUACGUCAAUAUUUUCACAAUGGCUUUCAUUAUCAACAUCAGUUAUACUUUGUAUAAUUGAACAAAUACCUUCGCCAAAAAAAUCACAAGAACAACGCUUACCUUAUAUACUAGCAUCUAGUCCAAAUUAUGACUCAGUUCCGUCAUAUAUAUAUAACUCAAUUAUAGAAUGUUCAACGUCCAACCUAUCACCUGUUAUAGGUUAUAUUAGUAAACUAGUCCCUAUAGACAUUAAAGAAUAUCCAGAAAACCAAAAAACGAAUAUAGAAUCGGAAAAUGAAAUUCAGAAAAUUCAAUUUAAAAUACCUGAAAUGAGUUUUCUAUCAUAUCAAACAGAUAAUAUGAAAUCAUCAUAUGUUUCGAUGAAUAAUGAAUUACGUUUUUUUAAAAAAACUCUCAAACACGCCGAAAACAAUUGUUUUAUAGGUUUUGCAAGAUUAUAUAGUGGAGUUAUAACUGUAGGACAAGAACUUUAUAUUUUUAAGCCAAAAUAUGAUCCUAAAACACCAGAAAAAAAUAUGUCUAAAAUAGUAGUUUCUAGCCUAUAUCUGUUUAUGGGUAAAGAAUUAAUACCAAUUGAAAAAGUUUAUGCAGGUAAUAUAUUUGGAAUUGGAGGACUAGAGAAAAGUAUUUUAAAAAGUGGAACUAUAUCCUCUUUAACCGUUAGUUAUAAUUUAUCAAGUAUCAUAAAUAAUACACCUAUUGUUAGAGUAGCUAUUGAACCAAAAUCACCAUCAGAUAUGGAAAAACUUAUAGAAGGUCUUGAAUUACUUGACCAAGCAGAUCCAUGUGUUCAAAUACAACAUGAAGAUUCAGGAGAACACGUAAUUUUAGCAGCAGGGGAACUUCAUCUGGAAAAAUGUUUGAAAGAUUUGUGCGAAAAAUUUGCAAAAAUAAAUAUUCAUGUUUCAAGACCUAGUGUUCCAUUUCGAGAAACUAUUGUAAGAUUAAAAGGUAAAACAUAUUACAUUUUGCAGCUAUUCAUUAAUAUACUUAUUGAUUCUGCAACAUUCAAAGAAAAUGGCAUUUUAAAAGGCAUAGUAGAAAUUUCAGUACCUCUAGCCAACAUAAAAAUAAAACUUAGAGUAUAUCCUUUACCUCAAAAUAUUACAGAAUAUAUAUAUUCAUUUUCAAAAAUAAUCAAAAAUGUAUAUAUGUAUUCUAAAAUAAACAAUACAAUAGUCACAGAUUCGUCGAUUACAGACUUUAAUGAACUGAAACUAGAGAAUUUUAAAAAACAACUAUUUGAAAAAUUUUGUUCAGUAAAAGAAACAGAUAUUGAUUGGACAAAAAUAUAUGAAAAGAUUGUUGCAUUUGGACCUAAUAAAACCGGACCAAAUAUACUGGCAGAUAAUACAGGGACAAUGAAAAAACUCUUCCACAAUAAUAUUAAUAUAAAUAAAAACAUUACUAAUAUAGACAGUAAUUUCCAUAGUUUAUCAUUUAAUGAAAUAGAAAAACACAUAAACACCGGGUUUCAACUAUCAGUAUUACAUGGACCUUUAGCAGAAGAACCGAUCCAUGGUAUUUCUAUAUUUAUUGAAAGCAUCGAACUUAAUAAUAUUAAUUAUGACAAUUCAAAAAUAGGACAAAUUACUAGUCAUUUAAUUUCAUCCUUUAAAGACGGAAUCAAACAAGGUUUUUUAGACUGGUCUCCACGUUUAAUGCUUUCUAUGUAUACAUGUUAUAUUCAAGCGCCUAGUGAUGUUUUAGGAAAAAUUCAUGCAAUUAUUUCUAAACGCAAAGGACGUAUUAUUUCAGAAGAAUUAAAAGGAAUUUUAUAUUCAGUAAAAGCAUUAUUACCAGUAAUCGAAUCAUUUGGUUUUUCAGAAGAUAUACGGAAAAAAACAUCUGGCGCAGCUAAUCCACAAUUAGUAUUUAGCGGAUUUGAAAUUUUAAACCAAGAUCCAUUUUGGAUAUCUACAACUAAAGAACUAGAAGACGACGGAAGCAUUGAAAAUAAAGAAAAUGUAUCUCGAAAAUAUAUAAACGAUAUAAGAAAAAGAAAAGGACUUUUUAUAGAUGAAAAGAUAGUUUCUCGAGCGGAAAAACAAAGGACACUUAAACGGUAA